AUGGCCGAGGCUCUGACCAUCAUAGAGGUCGCUCUCUGUGUCGCCGAGGUCGUUGAGCGUCUCUGUACCUUCGUUUCCACGGUCAAGGGCGCCAAGGAUGACAUUCGCAAACUCACCCAAGAGCUGCUUGCUCUCAAGGGCGCAAUGGACUAUUUUGAUCUUCAGAACAAGAAGAACAGGGAUGGUUCGCUGCACGACCAGGUCAACUCCAUGCUCAGUAUGACUCAGGAAACUCUUGAUGCCAUACGACAGAAACUGGGCACGCCCAAGGCUUCUUCCUUUGGCCGCGCUGCACAGAGCCUAGCUUGGCCCUUCCGGGCCUCCGACGUUGACAAGUACCUCCGGACCGUGGAGAGGGCCAAGACGUGGUUCAUCAUGGUCCUCAUGCGAGACUCGCUCGAUGUCACUUUUUCCGUCUUCAUCGAGAUGCAGAAGCUCACGGCCCUGAUUCACGAGGAAAUUAUCGCCCGAAAGACCGACCGCAUGCUCGGAGAGACUGCCGACCUGCUCAAGUGGCUGUCACCCGUCAACAGCGAGGACAAGCUGGUUAGCUCCAGGCAAGACCGUGCGCCGGGAACCGGCAAUUGGAUCCGCGACGCCAGUUACUUGGCGUGGCAGAAGGGUAGUCCGACGCAAUGGCCUAUUUACUGGAUAACCGGACGGUCCGCUAGCGGGCUCGGGCAAGACGGUGCUGUUACUAUGCAUAGUUCCCAUCUCGUUGACAAGCUUCGGAAGCGGCCCAACAACGAUCUCUCGACAAAGGCUGCCAGUAUUGGAGUAGGCUUCCACUGUUGUUCCCUAGAUGAUGCCGCCUCUCAGGCCGUCCCCAACGUCUUCGGCUCCAUUCUGGCUCAGAUAGGGGCGACAACACCCGAGCUUCUCGACCACGUUCGUCCGUUGCGACGAUCUGGUAAUACUCUGAUUCCUCAGAACAACCUGUCCAUUGAACAGAUUUAUGACGUUAUGGGCAAGGCCCUCGAGCAUUUUGACCUCUUUUAUCUCAUGAUUGACGCACUCAAUGAGACGGGCCAUGAGUCGGUAAUCGUCCGAGCUCUGCUAACCCUGUGCGGGAGACACUCCAACCUCCGCGUCUUGCUUACCUGUACACGGGAGCCGCUGAAAGAUGACUCGAGGAUAUAUGUGAGGCACAUGAACAAUAACGCUAUUGAUCUCGAUAUCGAGCUUUAUGUGGAAAAUAGACUUGUUGUCGAGCAUGGUUUCCAGUCUUUGAGUCCCAACAUCAGGGACGAGAUUAAGAUGAAGGUCGUCUCAGGUGCCGAUGGAACUUUCCGUUGGGCCAAGCUGUGCAUGGACAGACUCAGCACCCUUCGCACUGGCCGAGAUGUUCGACGGGUCCUGGCCGAUAUCCCCGCUACCCUGAAUGGGUUCUACGCUGGCAUCCUCGCCCGAAUUCCAGAGCAAGACCGGGGCAUCGCUCACGAGGCGCUCACAUGGCUUUGCUCCUCCCUCCGGCCCCUGCGUCUCAACGAGCUUGCCGAGGCAGUUGUCCUCGAAGAGGGUGAUGCCGAUAUCGAUGCAGAUAUUAGGCUAACCGACCCAUCCAUCAUACUCGAAAUCUGCCAAGGGUUGGCUCAUGCCAGUGACUACUUCGUCACCCUCGCCCACGACUCCAUCCGUACCUUUUUACAGUCAGACUGGAUCCGAACUUCCAGCGCCUCAGAGUUUGCGGUGGACGCUGUAGAGUCACAUCGCAAAAUCAUGCGCAAGUGUCUCGUCUACCUUCAACUUGAGCCCUUCGCUUCAGGCUCAGUUAACAAGAUUCGGGAAGUCGACGUUCGCUUCGCAGCGUACCCGCUGCUCGAUUACGCCACCUUCAUGUGGCCCAUCCACUCGGAGCGAUUUUCCCUAUCCGAUCGUGACGAGCACCUCAUCCUCGGCUUUUUCGAAACCAAAAAGCUCGACCACGGCGGUCCCUUUGAGGCGUGGGUGCAGUCCCUCUUACACUCGGCCGACAUCGACGUCAUCCGGGAGACGGAACCGGUCUAUUACGCCGCAUCCUUCAAUAUGACGUCCGUCUUGCAGCUGAUACUGAGACCCGAGUAUGAAGUCGAUGUUAACAAAAGAGGUGGCCGAUAUUCUUCCCCGCCACUGUUUGUGGCAAUCUGGAGGGGAAACGUUGAGGCAGCGAAGCUGCUACUCGAGGCUGGGGCCAACGCGGAUAUGUGGGAUACCAGCGGACAGACUAGCCGGCACCUGGCGAUUAGGAGAAAGAUGAAGGAUGUUGUAAAUCUAAUGGAGGAAAUCGACCUGCGGGCAUCAGCCAAGGCUGCGGGAGAGGAACCGACAUCUUCGAAAGAGCUGGUGGAAGAUUAUUCAGAAGCAAUGGCCACGGUAAGGAAGUUGAAUUACCAGGUCCCGUAG
Colletotrichum spaethianum is the source of this 2382-nucleotide messenger RNA. RefSeq names its product vegetative incompatibility protein HET-E-1. Gene Ontology annotation, molecular function: protein binding. Lineage: Eukaryota; Fungi; Ascomycota; Sordariomycetes; Glomerellales; Glomerellaceae. The record is from RefSeq and is a predicted model, not a curated record. Bases 1 to 2382 code for a protein of 793 amino acids. The transcript is spliced from 4 exons.